Molecule: messenger RNA, 3078 nt
Organism: Hemicordylus capensis (graceful crag lizard)
Lineage: Eukaryota; Metazoa; Chordata; Lepidosauria; Squamata; Cordylidae
Gene: QRFPR
Product: pyroglutamylated RFamide peptide receptor
Exons: 6
Coding region: 365-1660 (431 amino acids)
Biological process (GO): G protein-coupled receptor signaling pathway
Cellular component (GO): membrane
Molecular function (GO): peptide binding; neuropeptide Y receptor activity
Source: RefSeq, a predicted model, not a curated record
UGCAGCCUUAAUUGAGAGAAGCGCGCGCCGUGUUUGUCGCACGCCCUCUGUUCUCUCUCAGAGUUUCAAGCUCCCGCCACGCGUGUGUAGUUUCCUUUUUUGGGUUUUUAUUCCCGCACUUUAGGUGCGACCUGUUGGCCAUCUUGGCUGCUGCCGCACAGCAGGAGCUGCUUCUUAAGGCGCUGUGACGGUCGGCGGCGUUCUCGCUCUCGGCUCUCCUAGCCCCUCUGGACGCCGACCUGCGAGCAGGCUCCUCGGGCAGAGAGAGGUGGCGCUGGCUUACACGGGCGGCGUUUCCGGAAAGUAGCUGUGCCCCAGAGGCUCCUCGCAGGGCACUCUGCUGCCCCAUAGCAGCCUUGCUAUUAUGCGGUCCCUGAAUUUCACCCCGGAGCAGUUCGAGCAGCUCCUGCGGGAGAACAACGUGACCCGCGAGCAGUUCAUCGCCCUCUACGGGCUGCAGCCGCUGGUCUACAUCCCGGAGUUGCCCAGGCGCACCAAGCUGGCUUUCGUGCUCCUUUGCGUGCUCAUCUUCGCCCUGGCGCUCUUCGGCAACAGCCUGGUGCUCUACGUGGUGACUUGCCGCAAAGCCAUGCGCACCGUCACCAACCUCUUCAUCUGCUCGCUGGCCCUCAGCGACCUGCUCAUCGCCUUCUUCUGCGUCCCCUUCACCAUGUUGCAGAACAUCUCCAGCAAUUGGCUGGGCGGAGCCUUUGCCUGCAAGAUGGUGCCCUUUGUCCAAUCUACUGCAAUAGUUACUGAAAUUCUUACAAUGACCUGCAUUGCCAUGGAAAGGUAUAAUGGGAUAGUCCACCCACUAAAAAUGAAAUGGCAAUACACCAACAGAAGAGCAUACACAAUACUUGGCAUAGUUUGGUUCUUGGCAGCUAUAGUUGGGUCACCUAUGUGGUAUGUACAGCGGUUGGAGAACAAAUAUGACUUCCUGUAUGAAAAAGAGUAUGUUUGCUGCUUGGAAGAAUGGGCCAGUGCCGUUCAUCAGAAGAUAUAUGCGACUUUCAUUUUGAUCAUCCUCUUCCUCCUCCCACUGAUACUGAUGCUCUUGCUCUAUAGCAAGAUUGGUUACGAGCUCUGGAUUAAGAAAAGAGUUGGAGAUGCUUCCAUUCUGCAAACCAUACAUGGGAAUGAGAUGUAUAAAAUAUCAUGGAAGAAGAAGAAGAAGCGAGCAAUCAUUAUGAUGGUGACUGUUGUGGUUUUGUUUGCAGUCUGCUGGGCCCCUUUUCAUGUAAUGCACAUGAUGAUAGAAUACAGUAACUUUGAAAAAGAAUAUGAUGAUGUCACCAUUAAGAUGAUCUUUGGCAUAGUUCAGAUAAUUGGAUUUUUCAAUUCCAUUUGCAAUCCUAUUGUAUAUGCAUUUAUGAAUGAGAACUUCAAAAAAAACUUCCUGACUGCAAUAUGCUUCUGUGUUAUAAAAGAAAACCUGCCUCCAUCCAAGCAACAUGGAAACUUGGGAAUUACAAUGACGCAGCACAGGGAAGGUGUCUUUAGGAGAGAGCCCAUCUCAGACGAAAGCAGAAGAGAGGAGUUCAGCGAAGGACACAUUGAAGUCAAAUUCUGUGAUCAGCCCCUUGCCAGAAAUAAUUCUAGGAAGCCCCUUGCUUUGUUGACAUCUGGACUUACUGAGCAUACUUCACUUGGACACUAGCAAAAUUGUCACUUGUCUUUCUAGCACAGGAGAAGUGCCAACCUUGUACGAGGCCUGGAGAAACUGAAGGCUUCAUAUAAAUAGUAGGAGCCUGUCCUUCAGCCUUUACCAAGUCAACAUGGUAACACAUUCUGCUUGCUGCAUUUCAGGCUCCAGUUCAUCUUGCUUAAGCUGCUGACUUCAGGAAUUCUGAGUUUGGAGAAUGUAUCCUCAGAGUCAUUAUUUUGGUGCAGCCACCCAUGGGACCAGUCUGGCCCUGAAGGAACCAGGCCAGCCUACUCCUCGUUUCUCACAGUUAGGGACAUAGGAAGCUGCCAUAUACUGAGUCAGACCAUAGGUCCAGCUCACUCAGUAUUGUCUACACAGACUGGCAGCAGCUUCUCCAAGGUUGCAGGCAGGAAUAUCUCUCAGCCCUAUUUGGAGAUGCCAAAGAGAGAACUUGGAACCUAGAUGCUGUUCCCAGAGCGGCUCCAUCCCCUGAGGGGAAGAUCUUCCUGUGCUCACACUUCUAGUUUCCCAUUCAAAUGCAACCAGGGUGGACCCUGCUUAGCUAAGGGGACAAGUCAUGCUUGCUACCACAAGACCAGUUAGCACAAUACAAGAGGCUGCAGGUUUCAGCCUUUGUGUUGUUUCCCAUUGUUAGUAUGCAGUGUUGUAAUUGCCGUUUUUGUUCAGCUUCUUUAUUCAAAGAGUUUCCAGUGGACCCUCUUCCUUCUGUUUUGUUUUAUGUGCUCUUCCUUGAUAUAAAGACGUGUUUUUUAAGUGAACUGCCUUAGGCUUAAUUAACCUGGAUGCUUGUAGAGUUGGUUUCUUGACUGAGGAAGUACAUGAUUUGAGGACUUGUUUUGCAGAUAUUUUGGAUCGAAGCAUUGGAACAUGUUGCACUAAUUUAGAUUUCACCUAAGGUCAAGGUGUACUUUUGUAGGAUCUUUCAAAAAAUGAGCACUGGUGUUCUCUUACUCUGAACUUUACACGAGUGUUUCUGAGAUUCUGUCUCUCUAAAACUUGACUCACAGCAAAGGAUUUUAAACUCUGCAUGCACUUUUGUUAACAAGGAGCCUCUUUUGCUUUGUAACAAAUGUUCUGUUCUCCUGAAAUAAUUGGCCUGAUAGAAGUAGAAGCAUUAAACAAGAUGAACUAUUCCUUGUACGGUACUGGUCCCACUUAACAUAUAAUGCCAACAUUUUCUGCAGAGUUAUGAAAGCCACACAAACCCUGGGGUGUAUUUCUGCUGCUGGCCAUGUGCAUGCGCCACACCUGGGAGGGAGCCGGAGAUGGUGGCGGUGUGUGCCGCUGCCCGCCACCAAAAUGGGGGGUGGGGGAUGUGGUCCUGAACGGGACAAACAUUUCCUCCUUUAAACGUGGGGCAUCCCACAUAGAUCGGAACAGUUGGCAACCCUAACCCACAUGUUCUACAG